CAACACCACAAGAAACUUGACACUAGUUGACGAUUGAGGUUUCCAUAAAUGGCACUCUAAAUCCUUCCAAUUGGCGAAUUACUGGAGAAUCCCUGCAUCAAUAACAAAAAAAAGUAUAUAACUUGGGAAGAAAAAAAGUUGUCUUGCAACCACCUGCUUUACCCAGUAGGUCUGUUUAACCAAAUACAGCAAGUGGGGACCGAAGCUGGUUCAACAAGUGGUGUUAUCGUUGCUAAGAUUUUUUUUUUUUUCUCCCCCGUAUCAGCACUUGUCCGGCCAGUAAGAGAGGGUUAGUUUGACUCAUUCGGCAAAGCAAGGGGUGGGACAGAAAUGGGUUUUGACUACUAGCUUAUAAACCGAGUGUCCGUUUUCGCUACUUUUUGUAUAUAUACUGAGUAAUUCAUAUACUCCUGUAUCUACAUGUAUGGGUUGUCAACUCUGUAGUGUAUAGGUAACAACGGGCGACAACUGUAUUUUCAUAUCAAUUUCUUGGCACAGUUUCAUACAAUAUUAUUGUAUAUACACAAAAAAAAAACACGGUUAUAUAAAAUGCCUCCACAGUUUCGCCUCCGCCCAGGCUCCGUCUCAGACCUCAACCACGCGGUGCGUCUCUACGAUGCGUGUCUCGGCUCGGACAAGCUGAUCCAGCUCUUGUUCCCGGGCAAGAGGGAGCAGGAUCCAGUGGCGUUCAAGACCCAUUUGUACAGGCUGUAUGCGAAGCGGUUCUGGUCCGUGGAGUGGAUGUUUACGUUUGUCGUCAGGGAGGCGGCUGGUGGGCAGGGAGAGGAGGUUGUUGGGUUUUCGUGCUGGAAGAAGCCGGCGGGGGAGAUUGGCUUUGUGGAGAGGUGGUUUAGUAUAUUUGCCUGGGUCGCCCCCAUAGUGCGCAACUUCAUCGCCCUCCAAACCAAGCUCUUCCCCACCGUCGACCUCUACCCAGCCACCGCCUUUGACCGCUGCUUCCCGCCCAUCGAAGAAGCCCUCUUCGCAGACAAGAAGCCCAAGGAGUGGUGGUACCUCAGCACGCUGGCCGUGCAUCCGUCCUACCAGGGCCAUGGGCUGGGCGGUUUGCUCAUGAAUGAAGGCCUGGAUCUGGCCGAUGCGUAUCAGCAGAAGCAGCAGAAGAAGCAGAAGAACGAAGAUGAUGAAGUGAGAGGGGGGAAAGUCUGGCUGAUUGGCCUGAGGGGGACGGAUCGGUUCUAUACGAGAUUUGGAUUCAACGAGGUCGGGAGGGCGAAUGUGGGAGAGUUGAGCGAGUGGGAUGGAGGCAUUGUCAUGUUUAGGGAGUAAGAACAAAGAAUAAGAGAAGAGAAGAGAAGCGAAGCGAAGCGAAGCGAAGCGAAGCAUUAGAAGGAAAGAAAAAAGCAAGAGCCGUUUUGUUUAUUUCAUCUAUUUCAUACAUACCAACAUGAGCUUUGGCGUCCACUUCAUAGAAUAAGCAGGCCCAAAUGGCGACAUCUAAAUUUCAUCUCCUGAUAUUCUCCAUGUACCAACCAAUUCCAAGCCACCCUAACAAAAGCCAAAUGCACGCUUAAUAUUUUCACUUCAUCAGAAGGCACUGUUAAAACGCCCUUUGCCGUUUUUUUCUUCUUCUUCUCGUUUCCCAUUCCCAUGUCGUGGAUAAAAAGAAGAAGAAAGGACGAGCCCUUUGCAAACAAAUCAAACGCCUCAUCUGCGAUUGUUCCGAACCAAAACCUUUUCUCUCUCUCAGCACAGUCUUGCCUCCCCAAGUUGAAGUCGAACGCUCCUCAGAGCCGCCUCCCUAGCUAGCCUCGUCCGACUAAUUAGCCGAGCCUCGAUUUGAUUCAGAUAACCACAUCCCCCAAGUGUUUCUCGUUAAAGCCAGUUUAUCAGCCCAUGUCCAUCCGCCAUAGACAUUGUAGUCAACUCAAGAUCUAAAAUGAGUAAAGAAAAAAGAAAAAAACAUAAUAAGAAAGAAAGAAGCGCGAACAAUAAGAUGGAGAGAAAAACAUCAAUCACAAAAGUGGCAUAAAGAAAAUCUAGGCUUUUUUGAUGCAACCUUCUUUGGCCGUUCAUCG
This is a messenger RNA of Trichoderma atroviride IMI 206040, 2036 nucleotides long. RefSeq lists its product as uncharacterized. Gene Ontology annotation, molecular function: acyltransferase activity, transferring groups other than amino-acyl groups. NCBI's taxonomy places the organism in Eukaryota, Fungi, Ascomycota, Sordariomycetes, Hypocreales, Hypocreaceae. The record is from RefSeq and is a predicted model, not a curated record.